AUGGCUGAAGGAUUUGAAAAUGUUGCUUUAUAUGAACCAACUUAUCCAUCUCCUUAUGGAGCUGAGUUAUUAAGUGAUUUAUCAUUUUCAGUUCAAUGGAAUAUAUUUAUGAAAACAGGAAUAUUAAUGUUAAAAUAUCUUGAUCCAAGUAGAAAAGAAGAGUAUUCUAAAUAUAUUGAAGAAACAAAGAAAUAUUUUGAAAAAGGUUCACCAAUUCAAACAGGAUUUAUUCCAAUGUUUGCAGGGAUUAAUCCAUUGUUAGUAUCAUAUCAAGUCUCUUUACCAUUUUGUGGACAAUUUGCAAUGAAAUUAAUGGCAUGUGUAAGAAUGAUUAAAGAAAUUGAACUAACACCAGAAAUUCAAACAAUGGAAAUUAAAAAACCAUUAUUUGUUAUUGGACUUCCUAGAAGUGGAACAACAUUUCUUCAUCAUUUAUUAGCAUGUGGUGAAAAAGCAAGAACAAUUGCAUUAUUUCAACAAUUUUUCCCAGGAACAAAAACAAUGUCAUUACAAGGAAGAAAAAAAUUUUGUGAAAUGAUUAUAUCUUGGAUGAAUGGAAAUGCUGAUGACUUAGAUACAACUCAUGGAUUUAAAGUAGAUGAACCUGAAGAAGAUUAUUUCCCAAUGGAAAUGUUAGGAUGUUCUUUUGCACAAGCAUGUGCUAUUCCAAGGUAUGAAGAAUAUCGUAGACAAAUAUUUAAAAGAGACUGGCAAUAUGUAUAUGAUAUUUUAAGAGAUAUAUUUAAAAUUGAUAUGGUUGAAAAUAAUGUUAAAGAUGAUGAAUAUUUAUGUUUAAAGAAUGUUCAACAUAUUGCAUUUAUGAAAAAUCUUUUACAAACCUUCCCUGAUGGAAGAUUUGUCUGGAUUCAUAGAGAUCCUUUUAGUAAUUUUAAGAGUUGUUUACAUUUAUAUAAACAAACACAAUUAAUGUGUCCAACUGAUGUUGGAAUGAAUGAUAAAGAAUGGUUAAACCAAACGGUUGUUUAUAUGACACAAUUAUGUUUAAAAAAUGCUAUUGCUGCUAGAGAUAGUUGGGUUGAAGAAAAACCAGAAAGAGCUCAUCAGUUUUAUGAUGUUUCGUUUAAAGAAUUUACUAAAGAUCCAUUUGGAAUGAUUAAAAAAAUUCAUGAACAUUUUGAUUUACCAUUUACUGAAAUUACUCAAAACAAUUUAAAAGCACAUUUAAGCGAAGGUGAUAUGAAAAAGAAACAUGGGUGUUCUACUUUAGAACCUGGGUUAAUGACUGUUACAGAAGAAUUUGUACGUGAACAAUUAAAAUGUUAUUGUGAUAGAUUCCCCACAAUGUUUUAA
Molecule: messenger RNA, 1311 nt
Organism: Entamoeba nuttalli P19
Lineage: Eukaryota; Evosea; Mastigamoebida; Endamoebidae
Product: sulfotransferase, putative
Exons: 1
Coding region: 1-1311 (436 amino acids)
Source: RefSeq, a predicted model, not a curated record